This is a messenger RNA of Vanessa tameamea, 6062 nucleotides long. It is a transcript of the gene ClC-c, whose product is annotated as H(+)/Cl(-) exchange transporter 3. Gene Ontology annotation, molecular function: voltage-gated chloride channel activity. The coding region runs from base 211 to 2730 and encodes 839 amino acids. The transcript is spliced from 18 exons. Lineage: Eukaryota; Metazoa; Arthropoda; Insecta; Lepidoptera; Nymphalidae. The record is from RefSeq and is a predicted model, not a curated record. Gene Ontology annotation, cellular component: synaptic vesicle; Golgi apparatus; early endosome. Gene Ontology annotation, biological process: transmembrane transport; chloride transport.
ACUGCAUAGUACAAACUGACAAGUGCAUUAAUCGUUGAUUCGUUGCUUUCUACCACGAAUCAAAACUUGUUUGAUUUCUGCCAUAAAUAGUAAUCUGCGUCGCAAUAUUCCUGCUGUGCCGUUCAAAAGUUUCCUAAUUGAUUGUUGUACCGGUUAAAAGUCCUACAAAUUAAAUAAUCUUUCAAAAUGUUCACGGCUAACUAGAAAAAUAUGGAGCGAUUCCCUCUCAAGUCCUCCGUAUCAAAAAUGGGUACUACAUAUCAAUCUGUCUACAAAAAGGGUACAAAUACAAGCAACGGGCGUGGCGCUCAUACGUCAACAGAUGAUGACAUGGUAGAUAUAACACCUGGGCCGCAUCGGGCGGCGGAUUCAAGUUCUACUCCUACCAACCACGGGACUUUCCAACUAUACGAACACAGCGGUAGGAACAGCAACGCAAGUGCAAACUCAUUCAUCGCUCAGUACUUCAGUUCGUCAGCCGGGGACGCCGUUAUAUUCUCCGGAAUGCAAGGCGACACGGACGAAAUCCCGGGAAUCGGCCAGUACGAUGAUUUUCACACUAUCGAUUGGCAGCGGGACAUCGCGCGUGACCGGAUGCGACACCGAUACAUUGUGAAGAAACGUCAGGACUCGAUAUGGGAUCUCAUUAAAGGCGCUCACGACGCGUGGUCAGGAUGGGUGUGCGUGCUCCUCGUUGGUGUCUGCACGGGCGUCGUGGCUGGUGUCAUAGAUAUUGGGGCGUCAUGGAUGACGGACCUCAAGUUCGGCAUCUGCCCGCAAGCGUUCUGGUUCAACAGGGAGCAGUGCUGCUGGUCCAACGAUGAAAUUACCUUCGAUCAUGGGAAUUGUUCUGAGUGGAUGACCUGGCCUCAGCUGUUCGGCGAGUCUCGCGACGGUCCCGGAGCUUACAUCAUCAGUUACUUGUUCUACAUCGUUUGGGCGCUGCUCUUCGCUGCUCUCUCAGCCUCUCUCGUACGGAUGUUCGCGCCCUACGCCUGUGGAUCUGGUAUACCCGAGAUAAAGACCAUUCUGAGUGGUUUCAUCAUUAGGGGAUACCUCGGCAAGUGGACGCUCAUCAUCAAGGUAGUCGGCCUGAUUCUGUCAGUGUCAUCCGGCUUGUCACUCGGAAAGGAGGGGCCCAUGGUCCAUAUAGCGAGUUGUUUAGGUAACAUCCUAUCGUACUUGUUCCCGAAGUACGGUCGGAAUGAAGCGAAGAAACGCGAGAUACUGUCCGCUGCUGCGGCUGCGGGAGUCUCUGUGGCCUUCGGAGCUCCUAUUGGAGGGGUGCUCUUCAGCCUCGAAGAGGUCUCGUACUACUUUCCUCUGAAAACGUUAUGGCGUUCGUUCUUCUGCGCCCUGAUCGCGGCCUUCAUCCUGCGCUCCAUCAAUCCCUUCGGCAACGAGCACUCUGUGUUGUUCUUCGUGGAGUACAACAAGCCCUGGAUAUUCUUCGAGCUCAUACCGUUUGUUGGCCUCGGUAUCAUAGGCGGUUGCAUCGCGACCAUAUUCAUAAAGGCGAACAUUUAUUGGUGCCGCUACCGCAAGUACUCGAAACUCGGCCAGUACCCGGUCACCGAAGUGCUGGUAGUAACGUUGGUUACUGCUAUCAUCGCUUAUCCCAAUCCAUACACACGGAUGAACACCAGUCAACUGAUUUAUUUGCUGUUCAAUCAGUGCGGAAUUUCAAACUCGGACCCGCUAUGCGAUUACAACCGCAACUUCACUGAUGUAAAUUCUGCAAUAGAGAAGGCAGCUGCAGGACCGGGCGUUUACCAAGCCAUCUGGCUGCUACUCCUCGCUCUUAUCCUCAAGCUGGUGAUGACGGUCUUCACUUUCGGUAUAAAGGUCCCCUGCGGACUAUUUAUUCCCAGUCUUGCUUUGGGCGCCAUCGCUGGAAGGAUCGUGGGUAUCGGAGUGGAGCAGCUUGCUUACAACUAUCCGAAGAUAUGGCUGUUUUCCGGUGAGUGUUCGACCGGUGACGAUUGUAUCACUCCCGGACUCUAUGCUAUGGUGGGCGCGGCAGCUGUACUGGGCGGGGUCACAAGGAUGACUGUAUCGCUCGUGGUAAUAAUGUUCGAACUGACUGGUGGCGUCCGAUACAUUGUGCCGCUGAUGGCUGCCGCUAUGGCUUCCAAGUGGGUUGGCGACGCAUUGGGACGGCAGGGCAUAUACGACGCACACAUCGCUCUCAACGGAUACCCCUUCCUGGACAGCAAGGACGAGUUCCAGCACACAUCUCUAGCUGCGGAUGUCAUGCAACCGAAACGCAAUGAAACUCUGGCCGUGAUCACCCAAGACUCGAUGACCGUGGACGAUGUCGAAACGUUGCUGAAGGAGACCGAGCAUAACGGUUACCCAGUGGUUGUCUCUAAGGAGUCGCAGUAUCUCGUCGGAUUCGUUCUGCGCAGGGACCUCAACCUCGCUAUUGCUAAUGCUCGGCGCACAAUGGAAGGAAUAAUUGGUCAAUCGGUGGUGAUAUUUGCUGGCCCAGUCCAGCCUCUGCCUGGACCUCCCAGCCUACCACUCAAUCGCAUACUGGACAUGGCUCCCAUCACUGUCACCGAUCAGACUCCCAUGGAGACUGUCGUGGAUAUGUUCCGCAAGCUGGGAUUGAGGCAGACCUUGGUCACUCAUAACGGUCGUCUACUGGGUGUCAUUACGAAGAAGGAUGUCCUGAGGCACGUGAAACAGAUGGACAACGAGGACCCGAACUCCGUCUUGUUCAACUAAAGGAUGCCAGUCUUAUAUAACAAAGUAUACAACCACGUAGAUGAUAUGAUCUAUAUAUUUUUAAUUUAAUCUAUAUAUAUAUAGGUAUUUAGUGGCAAUUGAGAAAGACUAGCCACCAUAGAGUAACUAAAAAUAUUUUAUCAGAUGUUUUAAUCGACAUGUUGUACGUGAUAGAGAAAUAUAAAAGCAAUCGCUAUUAACGUUGCUCGAUGUCAUCGUUUCAGCGUAACCUAUGUAUAUUUUAUAAGCAUAGUUGAUUAUAGUAAUUAUAUGCCAAACGUGACUAGUUAAUAUUAAAAGUGGUGCGUUAGUCUUUUAAAUUUCCGCUAUUUAUAUUUUAAACAGUUUAUUUUACUUUGUAUGUGUAUUUAUGAGGGGUGUUUUAACCGGAUAUAGAUAAGUGUAGCGAUUCAUUUAUUAUUAUACCUUGUAUAGGCAUUACUAUCGCGUAGUAAGGAUCUAAUCAAAUCUACUUUACGUAUUCUUAAGGUUUAGCUUUUUUUAUAAUCGAAUUACUAAUGAAUAAUUUAAGUAAUUUAAUCGCAAUGGAAUGUAAUCCAUAUUAAAAAAUAUCAUAGAGGUAUCAUUAGUUAUACCAAUAUCUUUAACUUUGCCCCCUUGUAAUCAAUAAAAUAACGUCAAGGUAUGUCUUCGUAAAAUAGUCUCGGAAUAAACACAAGUCAAUUAUGAGCCUCGAAAACAAUAUAGCGUGGAUACAUGAUGUAACGUAUACAUUCCUAAUGAGAUUAUCGCUUAUAACACUAUCGAUUACAGGCUUUAUUAUUUACAAUAAAUACAGGUACCUUUUAAAAAUCCGGUACCUUAACUUUUCGUAUAGUAUCGUAACGGAGUAUUUUUUAUGAGAUGUAUAAAGGCCUAUUAUUAACGUUAAUUUUAAAUUAGUUAAAUUUAGCUGAUUUCUGACUUCCAUUCUAGUAUUUCUUAUUACAACUAUUUUAAUCCCAUGAGUCGUCUUCCUUAUUGCGUAUCAUAAGAAGCAAUAUUUGUCAUAAUAUUAUAUCUUUGAUAGCAAUAUUUAUUUCUUGGAAUUUAGUACUAACUGCAAAAUCUAUUAGAAUAAUUUAAAGCAAUACAUAGACAUAAUAAUUAAAAAAUUUGCUUAUAAACGUUGUACAGCGAGUGAAUGGAUAAAUACCCUCUCUGUCUGUCAUCGGCAAUUCGUUACUCGUCAGAGGGAGACAGGGUCGUGUAACUCAGCUGCUUUAAAACAUUUAUUACUCAGGUGUAAAAAUAUAAGAAAUGUCAUUGCAAUAUAAAUUUACUUUUGUUAUUUAUUAGUAAACAGUAUUUAUUAGGGCUACCUCCUGCUUAUCUUUUAUUAUUUUUACAACGCUGGCAGUUAUUUUGUUGACAUUUGUUUACCAUCAUACAAAGACCAUAUUUUGUCUGAAGUUCGAGGUGCGUGCAAUGUACAGUUACUAUUGGCAGCUUUCUUGUUAAAUAACAUUCGAAUAGAUCUUUUCGUAUAUAUUAGCAAUGAAUUGUUUUUUUUUACACGAUAAAUUCGGAUCUAUAGAACUGUUUGUAAUAUGGUAUAAUUAUAUAAUAUAUCGGAUGAACUCUCGAAGCAACUGCAGAGUAACCAGAUGUAAUCAGUGUUAUACAAAUAUUUUAGACAAUUGAUUCUUUUUAAUCUUGUAUGUACUUUUUUAUCUGAAUGUUUACAUUUUAUAUAAGUGGCGUUUAUUGUAAUCAAAUAUACGUUAUCUGAUGAUGAAUAAUAUUAUGUAUAAUUGUUAAAUAACAGCGUAAGAGCAUUCGACGAGGUGCCUUACAUCGCUUCAGGUCUUAGACUAUUGACGUAUUCAUUAUUCAAUCGUCGUCUUAUUGAUAAACGUGUUUACUCAGUACCGUCGCUCGUGGUCAAAAUAUAAAAAUGAUCGCUUAUUGCGUACAAUCUAUGACUCCUCUUGUAAUAAAUACUAAAAAAUAUAAAGAUAUUACUGAAACCCUCAGCUCGUUAAUAAGACGAAUUGAAUAAAGGAAUCUGUGUAGUAAAUAUAAAUGUAAAUGGCGUAGAGCGGCCAAGUAAUUCUAUAGUCGGCCUGAGAUCAUAUCUGUUUGUGACGUAGAAUCGAAUAUACAACGGCGCAAUUUUUGCUUAUAGUUGAAAAUCAUUUAGAUAUCGUUAAAAUAAAUAGUUUUAUUUCGAAAUAAAUAUUUAUCCAUGAACAUUUUGGUUGAUUAUAUUAGAUGUUAUACAUUUCAAGUUUUUUAAAAAUAUGUAUUAAACAAAAAAGUGUACAUAAUUAUAUCAGUCGGAGUAAUGUUAGUGUAAUUUCGUAGAUAUAGUUGUGUAUAGAGCUUUGCACAUGUCUUUGGUAUUUUACGAUUUCGUUUUUGUUGUUUUUUAUUUGUAUAAUUUAGUCGUAAUAUUUCUUAUUUAUAUCGAAAUGGUAAAAUAUUUUUUGUAAAUUUACUAUCGGCGAUAAUGCAUAAAAAAUAUUGUCAGAUAGUAUUAGACAUCUUAGUUUCACUGUAUUUGUAAUUGCAUAAUAAGCUUUUUUAUAAUUUACUAAUACAGCUUUAUAUAUAAACGUUUGUGAUUACACGACACAGUGCAAUUAAUAUGUGAUUUAUCUUGCAGCUUACUAUUUAAAUUCACAAUAUUUAACGUAUUAAUAUACUAAUUUUACUUGUAAAUAUAUAAAAUAUUAUUAUACACUAAUAUAAUGUAAACUUAGUGUAGCGGGUAAAUGUCUCACGCUAUGUGCUAUAGAUUGUCAUGUAAUCAAUAUCUUUCAUUCAUAAGAGAAACAUAUUUUUUGUAAGAUGGAUACGUUGGUGAGUAUCAAGCGAAACAUUAAAAUAAAAUAUAUAUUCAGCAUUCACCAACAAGAAUUCAAGUGUGAUGGACGUGCAAUCUCUGAACAAAAAACAACCUUAAAUUGCUCUUUAUAAGAAAAGUAACAAUGGCUACGGUUAUUCCUACCCUAUCCAUUGUAAAUAGUGAUAUGAAUUUAUGUAUAUAAUUCCAGUGUAACGGUAAAACAGUUGUAUAUCUCUACAGCAUCCAUCCGAUCGCCUGUGACCGAUCUGUAUCGGAAGUAGAAUGAUAUUCACCGCUGUAUAAAAGGACUGAUGAAACAAUUUAGAUGUUUGUAAAUAUACACUAUUAUCGUAUACACGCAACGCGUUCUACCUUACGCGCACUUUUGUAGAGAAUAUAUAUGUAUAUGAUGACUGAUGUAACAGCUCUUAUGACCAAAAUUGUAUUGCGAUAUCUUGGAUUUAAGAUCCACUUUCCUCUCGAGUGUGUGUUAUAUGUUAAGAUCUUACUAUUCGUACAGAAUAAAGGCAAAUAAAGUGUU